Dendroctonus ponderosae (mountain pine beetle) is the source of this 2255-nucleotide messenger RNA. RefSeq lists its product as uncharacterized. Lineage: Eukaryota; Metazoa; Arthropoda; Insecta; Coleoptera; Curculionidae. The record is from RefSeq and is a predicted model, not a curated record. The coding region runs from base 91 to 2175 and encodes 694 amino acids. The transcript is spliced from 7 exons.
GAAAUAAGGUUAUAUAAAGUUAACGUUUGUUUUGGUGCUGACGCUGACAGAUUUUUAAAACUAACCUGAACCGUAUUUUCCCGAAACUGAAUGGUUGAAAACAUAUUUAAAAAGAAGUUGAAAAACCCAAUGGAUUCGUUGUACGAAGCACCAAGACAACCUCCAGCUAUUUUUAGCAAGGAAAUGCUGACAGGUACCCCAGUGGUGCCAGAAAUUUCGGUUCUGUGCCCUUCCAACGGCCCCAAAAACGUGUUUACCACUUACAACCAGUGGCGACAAGGGCAUGAAAACCCACACCUGAGAGCUAACAAGGAAAACUUGCCCUUUCCCAUGUCGCAGAACAGCUCUAUUCUGAAAAAACAGGUCCGGUUUGAUAGUCCCGUAACCUUAUCGAAGCUACCGGAAAAUGCACAGUCUGCUAUUCCCAAAAGGGAGAACAUUCCAAAAUUUGAGCACAUGUACAUGGCUAAUAUUCCUAGUCGACAGUUAGACCUCAGUCUAAUAGAGCCCGCGCGACAACCAGAAGAAGUGCCAGUAGAAGCGCCCAGGGCUCAACAAGAGCCCGAGAAAAUCCCCAAGUCAUACAAGGAAUUUUUAGAAGAACAACAGAAGGCCAAUAAUCGGGUGCUUAAUGAUUCAGUGACCGAUAUUUUCAACUACAAAAGAACUACUUCAGUUGACGCCCCACAGAGCUUCCAAUCCAGGCGGAUUAGUAGUGGUCCGCCCCCCAGCUGCAAUAACAAUCCCGAUGAAUCUUUAAGGCCAUUCCAGAGUGUGAGCCAUCUGGACUAUUUAUCUCAAAGGACUGGGAGUCAAUCGGUACAAAAUUCAAAUAAUAAUCAAUUGCGAUACGCACAUAGCAAUGGAUCAGAAGCAAAUAAAUCGGAGCAAAAUGUAGAAAAUCGGUUUAAUGGCCAGAAAAGCUGCUCCGAAGCCGCGAACAGGGCCUUGCCAAGAUUAAAUAAUCAAACAAACUCUCCAGAACAGUUAAGGUUCAAAUCGAGAAGCUGCGGCUGUUGUUCGGGCACGGAAAGAAGCACAGAGCUCGAGACAAUAAAACCAAAAACCCAAGACGAUUUAUCGGUUAAAGAUCUCUUGCAGAUAAUUACGCAGCAGAGCCAGCAAAUCAUACAGCAAAAUAACCAGAUUAUGCUGUUGCAACAGCAAGUGACGGAAUUGGUUUCAAUGCAAAGGAAUCAGGUGGAAGACCAGAGGACACACUGCUGCCAAUUCAACAGCCCCCCUACAGAUUCUGUAGAAACUAUUCAACAGCGAUGUAUCAGCAGUACGCAACCUAAUCAGAAUCUAGAAGAGGGAAAGUUUUUCAACAAGAUAAACCAGGAAAAUAAUUGUGUUUCCACGAAUUUCUCUAUUGGAAUGACUACCAGCUAUGAGGUUUCAGUUAUAAGACCUUCGUUAAAGAACUCGAACAACUUCCUGCCAAUGAAUGCCAAAGACUGUGAACGCAAUUCGCCGCAAAUUAAAGAAAUUGCGGAGCGCGGGAAUGUUAAAGACACUCUUGUGGAUGCGUCAAUGGUAUUCAAAGAGCCCAUCGAAGUGCGCGAAACAUGCCCCAGUCCCGAGCCGAGCAUCAAAAUCAACAUGAAAGAUUUCGAUGACUCUGAUUCAGACGAUAAUGACGACAGCUCUUCCCAGAGCGACACUUUCUACAAAAAUCUCAUGGCCCAAGUGAACAAAGUGCUUCAAAAGGCCCAUAUUGAAACGUCUAAGGAACUGGCGAACAUGGGAAGCCCCAAUUUAAAUCAGAAGACACUUCAUAAGGUGAAAGAGACCACCAUGAGGCAUUUAAGGAGAAUAGGUGUCGACUUGCAAAAUGAAAGUUCCGGCAAUAGCAGCGUACUCGGGAAAGGAGAGGGUGUGAGUUACAAUGAGGACGAUGUCAGUUUUAUGGUCAAACAGUUACUGAUGAAGUACCUGCCUGCUGACCAUUUGGCCAAACUGGCUGCCAAAGGGCCCCAAUAUACGCAAAAAGAUGUUCCUAAUGUAGGUGUCAUCAAAACGAGGCCAGACUUUUCCUUUGCGACGCUUCAGUACAUGAAAAAGUACAAUUUGAUCUCAACCUCUAACAACGAGGGUCGACAAAAGCAGCAAGCAGGACAAUCUCCUAAAAUCCUGGACAUUUCCAACUUGAAGCAACAGCCGAAGCUUCUAUAGGCUGAUGAGGAAAGAAUGACAACGACAAUUAUCAUUAUCUACUUACAUUUACUUAUCGUUCAAAUAAAUAUUUAUCUAUC